Molecule: messenger RNA, 1833 nt
Organism: Clarias gariepinus (North African catfish)
Lineage: Eukaryota; Metazoa; Chordata; Actinopteri; Siluriformes; Clariidae
Gene: ehd2a
Product: EH-domain containing 2a
Exons: 7
Coding region: 63-1685 (540 amino acids)
Biological process (GO): endocytosis; endosomal transport
Cellular component (GO): cytoplasm; plasma membrane
Molecular function (GO): GTP binding; calcium ion binding; protein binding
Source: RefSeq, a predicted model, not a curated record
UUGUGCCAAAGGCUGAAGAGAAGAAGGAUAAUUCUUUAAAGAGAUUUACAGACUCCUGCUCCAUGGCUUCCAAAGAAGUUAAAAAUAGGGGCAUGAAAUCUCUCAAAGAAGUCCAGACAGUCACAGAGGGGUUGAAGCUUCUCUACCGACACAAGUUGCUUCCUUUGGAGAAGUAUUAUGGCUUCUCAGACUUUCACUCUCCCAGUCUGGAAGAUGCAGACUUUAACAACAAGCCUAUGAUUCUGGUGAUGGGUCAGUGCUCGACAGGAAAGACGACCUUCAUCAGGUAUCUUCUUGAACAAGACUAUCCCGGAGGUAGAAUUGGGCCUGAACCUACAACCGACUGUUUCACUGCUCUCAUGCACAGGGAUGUUGAGGGACUGAUCCCGGGCAAUGCUCUUGUUAUGGACUCCAACAAACCUUUCCGCACGCUCAGCUAUUUUGGCAACACCUUCCUUAACCGGUUCCAGUGUGUGCACUUGCCGAAUCAGGUCUUAGAAAGUCUCAGCAUCAUUGACACACCAGGAAUUUUAUCCAGCACUAAGCAAAGAAUGAGCAGAGGCUAUGAUUUCACAGCCGUCCUCCGUUGGUUCGCUGAGCAUGUGGACCUCAUCAUCCUCCUGUGUGAUGCCCACAAACUGGAGCUCUCGGACGAGUUCUCUCGCUCCAUCGUGGCCCUACGUGGACAUGAAGACAAGCUGCGCGUGCUGCUCAACAAAUCCGACAUGGUGGACUCUCAGCAGCUGAUGCGAGUUUAUGGUGCGCUCAUGUGGACCCUGGGCAAAGUCACGUGGUCCCCAGAAGUUCCAAGGGUCUACACUGGCUCCUUUUGGUCCUCUCCGUUCAGGACAUCAGAGAACCGUGUGCUAUUUGAGAAGGAGGAAGAAGACCUCUUUAAUGAGAUCCAGAACCUGCCUCGCAAUUCGGCCCUGAGGAAACUGAAUGACCUGGUGAAGAGGGCACGACUUGUGAGGUGCCAUGCUUACAUCGUUAGCUUCCUGAAGGAGGAAAUGCCCUUGUUUCGUCGAGAUAACAAAAAACGGGACCUGAUUUAUGACCUUUCGUUCAUUUUCUCACGAAUCCAACAGAGGCAUCAGAUCCCUGCUGGAGAUUUUCCUGAUUGUGCAAAGAUGCAGGAGCGACUUAUGGAUCGUGACUUCACCAAGUUUAAAAAUCUAAAACCGAAACACAUGGCAGGUCUGGAUGAGCUUCUGAUGGCUGACAUCACCAAGCUGAUGCCACUUCUGCGCCAAGAGGAACUCGUGGCAGCUGAGCAGCCUGGUGUCCAAGGUGGUCUCUUACCCGUAACAAAUAGAAGCCCCUUUUUUGAAGGCAACCCAUUCUAUUAUUCAGGGGCCAACGGUGAGUGGGAGGAGAUCGCUGAAGGACCUUGGGUGGUCUCCAAAGACAAGCCCAAAUAUGAUGAGAUCUUCUACAACCUGAGCCCUCAGGAUGGCAAGCUGAGCGGGAUCAAAGUGAAGGACUGGAUGAUCAGCACCCGGCUGCCAAACUCGGUCCUUAGCCGGAUUUGGAAGCUGUCGGAUGUGGACGGAGACGGCAUGCUAGAUGAUGAAGAGUUCGCUUUGGCCAACCACCUUAUUGAGGCAAAGUUAGAGGGCUACGGGCUUCCUCCCAAGCUUCCUGCUGACCUGGUGCCGCCAUCUAAAAGAAGACGCAAUGAAUGAAAAUUGAACUUAAAAUAUUAACCUAUGAACCUUCCAUUAAUGCCCUGACAUUGAAUUACAGUACUCACAUAUUUUGCCACUAAUCUCACAAUACAGCACUGUACUAUUUUUUAGGCUUUGAAUAUUGUAUAUACAUUUUUUAUAAUCA